This is a messenger RNA of Magallana angulata, 17501 nucleotides long. RefSeq lists its product as uncharacterized. The record is from RefSeq and is a predicted model, not a curated record. Gene Ontology annotation, biological process: Notch signaling pathway; cell-matrix adhesion. The transcript is spliced from 135 exons. The annotation marks the transcript as partial. NCBI's taxonomy places the organism in Eukaryota, Metazoa, Mollusca, Bivalvia, Ostreida, Ostreidae. Gene Ontology annotation, molecular function: Notch binding; calcium ion binding.
AAUGAGUGCUUGCCAGGUAUUUGUCUAAACAACGGGACUUGUACAGACCUUGUGAAUGACUACCAGUGCGACUGCGUUUCUGGAUUUAAUGGAACAAAUUGUGAAAAUAAUAUCGAUGACUGCCAAGCAGAACCUUGUCAAAACAAUGGAACCUGUACAGACCUGGUCAACGACUACCAAUGUGUUUGUAUUGCAGGAUUCAAUGGAACAAAUUGUGAAAACAAUAUCGAUGACUGCCAAGCAGAACCUUGUCAAAACAAUGGAACCUGUACAGACCUGGUCAACGACUACCAAUGUGUUUGUAUUGCAGGAUUCAAUGGAACAAAUUGUGAAAACAAUAUCGAUGACUGCCAAGCAGAACCUUGUCAAAACAAUGGAACCUGUACAGACCUGGUCAACGACUACCAAUGUGUUUGUAUUGCAGGAUUCAAUGGAACAAAUUGUGAAAACAAUAUUGACGAGUGUUCCCAAGGUCCCUGUCAAAACAACGGAUCUUGUACAGACCUGGUCAACGACUACUAUUGCGAUUGUGUUCCUGGAUUCAACGGAACAAAUUGUGAAAACAUGAUCAAUGAGUGCUUGCCAGGUAUUUGUCUAAACAACGGGACUUGUACAGACCUUGUGAAUGACUACCAGUGCGACUGCGUUUCUGGAUUUAAUGGAACAAAUUGUGAAAAUAAUAUCGAUGACUGCCAAGCAGAACCUUGUCAAAACAAUGGAACCUGUACAGACCUGGUCAACGACUACCAAUGUGUUUGUAUUGCAGGAUUCAAUGGAACAAAUUGUGAAAACAAUAUCGAUGACUGCCAAGCAGAACCUUGUCAAAACAAUGGAACCUGUACAGACCUGGUCAACGACUACCAAUGUGUUUGUAUUGCAGGAUUCAAUGGAACAAAUUGUGAAAACAAUAUUGAUGACUGCUCACCGGAUCCCUGUCAAAACAACGGAACCUGUACAGACCUGGUCAACGACUACCACUGCGAUUGUGUUCCUGGAUUUAAUGGGACAAACUGUGAAAACGAUAUUGACGAGUGUUCCCAAGGUCCCUGUCAAAACAACGGAUCUUGUACAGACCUGGUCAACGACUACUAUUGCGAUUGUGUUCCUGGAUUCAACGGAACAAAUUGUGAAAACAUGAUCAAUGAGUGCUUGCCAGGUAUUUGUCUAAACAACGGGACUUGUACAGACCUUGUGAAUGACUACCAGUGCGACUGCGUUUCUGGAUUUAACGGAACAAAUUGUGAAAAUAAUAUUGAUGACUGCUCACCGGAUCCCUGUCAAAACAACGGAACCUGUACAGACCUGGUCAACGACUACCACUGCGAUUGUGUUCCUGGAUUUAAUGGGACAAACUGUGAAAACGAUAUCGAUGACUGCCAAGCAGAACCUUGUCAAAACAAUGGAACCUGUACAGACCUGGUCAACGACUACCAAUGUGUUUGUAUUGCAGGAUUCAAUGGAACAAAUUGUGAAAACAAUAUUGAUGACUGCUCACCGGAUCCCUGUCAAAACAACGGAACCUGUACAGACCUGGUCAACGACUACCACUGCGAUUGUGUUCCUGGAUUUAAUGGGACAAACUGUGAAAACGAUAUUGACGAGUGUUCCCAAGGUCCCUGUCAAAACAACGGAUCUUGUACAGACCUGGUCAACGACUACCAUUGCGAUUGUGUUCCUGGAUUCAACGGAACAAAUUGUGAAAACAUGAUCAAUGAGUGCUUGCCAGGUACUUGUCUAAACAACGGGACUUGUACAGACCUUGUGAAUGACUACCAGUGCGACUGCGUUUCUGGAUUUAAUGGAACAAAUUGUGAAAAUAAUAUUGAUGACUGCUCACCGGAUCCCUGUCAAAACAACGGAACCUGUACAGACCUGGUCAACGACUACCACUGCGAUUGUGUUCCUGGAUUUAAUGGGACAAACUGUGAAAACGAUAUCGAUGACUGCCAAGCAGAACCUUGUCAAAACAAUGGAACCUGUACAGACCUGGUCAACGACUACCAAUGUGUUUGUAUUGCAGGAUUCAAUGGAACAAAUUGUGAAAACAAUAUUGAUGACUGCUCACCGGAUCCCUGUCAAAACAACGGAACCUGUACAGACCUGGUCAACGACUACCACUGCGAUUGUGUUCCUGGAUUUAAUGGGACAAACUGUGAAAACGAUAUUGACGAGUGUUCCCAAGGUCCCUGUCAAAACAACGGAUCUUGUACAGACCUGGUCAACGACUACCAUUGCGAUUGUGUUCCUGGAUUCAACGGAACAAAUUGUGAAAACAUGAUCAAUGAGUGCUUGCCAGGUACUUGUCUAAACAACGGGACUUGUACAGACCUUGUGAAUGACUACCAGUGCGACUGCGUUUCUGGAUUUAAUGGAACAAAUUGUGAAAAUAAUAUUGAUGACUGCUCACCGGAUCCCUGUCAAAACAACGGAACCUGUACAGACCUGGUCAACGACUACCACUGCGAUUGUGUUCCUGGAUUUAAUGGGACAAACUGUGAAAACGAUAUCGAUGACUGCCAAGCAGAACCUUGUCAAAACAAUGGAACCUGUACAGACCUGGUCAACGACUACCAAUGUGUUUGUAUUGCAGGAUUCAAUGGAACAAAUUGUGAAAACAAUAUUGAUGACUGCUCACCGGAUCCCUGUCAAAACAACGGAACCUGUACAGACCUGGUCAACGACUACCACUGCGAUUGUGUUCCUGGAUUUAAUGGGACAAACUGUGAAAACGAUAUUGACGAGUGUUCCCAAGGUCCCUGUCAAAACAACGGAUCUUGUACAGACCUGGUCAACGACUACUAUUGCGAUUGUGUUCCUGGAUUCAACGGAACAAAUUGUGAAAACAUGAUCAAUGAGUGCUUGCCAGGUACUUGUCUAAACAACGGGACUUGUACAGACCUUGUGAAUGACUACCAGUGCGACUGCGUUUCUGGAUUUAAUGGAACAAAUUGUGAAAAUAAUAUUGAUGACUGCUCACCGGAUCCCUGUCAAAACAACGGAACCUGUACAGACCUGGUCAACGACUACCACUGCGAUUGUGUUCCUGGAUUUAAUGGGACAAACUGUGAAAACGAUAUCGAUGACUGCCAAGCAGAACCUUGUCAAAACAAUGGAACCUGUACAGACCUGGUCAACGACUACCAAUGUGUUUGUAUUGCAGGAUUCAAUGGAACAAAUUGUGAAAACAAUAUCGAUGACUGCCAAGCAGAACCUUGUCAAAACAAUGGAACCUGUACAGACCUGGUCAACGACUACCAAUGUGUUUGUAUUGCAGGAUUCAAUGGAACAAAUUGUGAAAACAAUAUUGACGAGUGUUCCCAAGGUCCCUGUCAAAACAACGGAUCUUGUACAGACCUGGUCAACGACUACUAUUGCGAUUGUGUUCCUGGAUUCAACGGAACAAAUUGUGAAAACAUGAUCAAUGAGUGCUUGCCAGGUAUUUGUCUAAACAACGGGACUUGUACAGACCUUGUGAAUGACUACCAGUGCGACUGCGUUUCUGGAUUUAAUGGAACAAAUUGUGAAAAUAAUAUUGAUGACUGCUCACCGGAUCCCUGUCAAAACAACGGAACCUGUACAGACCUGGUCAACGACUACCACUGCGAUUGUGUUCCUGGAUUUAAUGGGACAAACUGUGAAAACGAUAUCGAUGACUGCCAAGCAGAACCUUGUCAAAACAAUGGAACCUGUACAGACCUGGUCAACGACUACCAAUGUGUUUGUAUUGCAGGAUUCAAUGGAACAAAUUGUGAAAACAAUAUUGAUGACUGCUCACCGGAUCCCUGUCAAAACAACGGAACCUGUACAGACCUGGUCAACGACUACCACUGCGAUUGUGUUCCUGGAUUUAAUGGGACAAACUGUGAAAACGAUAUUGACGAGUGUUCCCAAGGUCCCUGUCAAAACAACGGAUCUUGUACAGACCUGGUCAACGACUACUAUUGCGAUUGUGUUCCUGGAUUCAACGGAACAAAUUGUGAAAACAUGAUCAAUGAGUGCUUGCCAGGUAUUUGUCUAAACAACGGGACUUGUACAGACCUUGUGAAUGACUACCAGUGCGACUGCGUUUCUGGAUUUAAUGGAACAAAUUGUGAAAAUAAUAUUGAUGACUGCUCACCGGAUCCCUGUCAAAACAACGGAACCUGUACAGACCUGGUCAACGACUACCACUGCGAUUGUGUUCCUGGAUUUAAUGGGACAAACUGUGAAAACGAUAUCGAUGACUGCCAAGCAGAACCUUGUCAAAACAAUGGAACCUGUACAGACCUGGUCAACGACUACCAAUGUGUUUGUAUUGCAGGAUUCAAUGGAACAAAUUGUGAAAACAAUAUCGAUGACUGCCAAGCAGAACCUUGUCAAAACAAUGGAACCUGUACAGACCUGGUCAACGACUACCAAUGUGUUUGUAUUGCAGGAUUCAAUGGAACAAAUUGUGAAAACAAUAUUGACGAGUGUUCCCAAGGUCCCUGUCAAAACAACGGAUCUUGUACAGACCUGGUCAACGACUACUAUUGCGAUUGUGUUCCUGGAUUCAACGGAACAAAUUGUGAAAACAUGAUCAAUGAGUGCUUGCCAGGUAUUUGUCUAAACAACGGGACUUGUACAGACCUUGUGAAUGACUACCAGUGCGACUGCGUUUCUGGAUUUAAUGGAACAAAUUGUGAAAAUAAUAUUGAUGACUGCUCACCGGAUCCCUGUCAAAACAACGGAACCUGUACAGACCUGGUCAACGACUACCACUGCGAUUGUGUUCCUGGAUUUAAUGGGACAAACUGUGAAAACGAUAUCGAUGACUGCCAAGCAGAACCUUGUCAAAACAAUGGAACCUGUACAGACCUGGUCAACGACUACCAAUGUGUUUGUAUUGCAGGAUUCAAUGGAACAAAUUGUGAAAACAAUAUUGAUGACUGCUCACCGGAUCCCUGUCAAAACAACGGAACCUGUACAGACCUGGUCAACGACUACCACUGCGAUUGUGUUCCUGGAUUUAAUGGGACAAACUGUGAAAACGAUAUUGACGAGUGUUCCCAAGGUCCCUGUCAAAACAACGGAUCUUGUACAGACCUGGUCAACGACUACUAUUGCGAUUGUGUUCCUGGAUUCAACGGAACAAAUUGUGAAAACAUGAUCAAUGAGUGCUUGCCAGGUAUUUGUCUAAACAACGGGACUUGUACAGACCUUGUGAAUGACUACCAGUGCGACUGCGUUUCUGGAUUUAAUGGAACAAAUUGUGAAAAUAAUAUUGAUGACUGCUCACCGGAUCCCUGUCAAAACAACGGAACCUGUACAGACCUGGUCAACGACUACCACUGCGAUUGUGUUCCUGGAUUUAAUGGGACAAACUGUGAAAACGAUAUCGAUGACUGCCAAGCAGAACCUUGUCAAAACAAUGGAACCUGUACAGACCUGGUCAACGACUACCAAUGUGUUUGUAUUGCAGGAUUCAAUGGAACAAAUUGUGAAAACAAUAUUGAUGACUGCUCACCGGAUCCCUGUCAAAACAACGGAACCUGUACAGACCUGGUCAACGACUACCACUGCGAUUGUGUUCCUGGAUUUAAUGGGACAAACUGUGAAAACGAUAUUGACGAGUGCUCCCAAGGUCCCUGUCAAAACAACGGAUCUUGUACAGACCUGGUCAACGACUACUAUUGCGAUUGUGUUCCUGGAUUCAACGGAACAAAUUGUGAAAACAUGAUCAAUGAGUGCUUGCCAGGUAUUUGUCUAAACAACGGGACUUGUACAGACCUUGUGAAUGACUACCAGUGCGACUGCGUUUCUGGAUUUAAUGGAACAAAUUGUGAAAAUAAUAUUGAUGACUGCUCACCGGAUCCCUGUCAAAACAACGGAACCUGUACAGACCUGGUCAACGACUACCACUGCGAUUGUGUUCCUGGAUUUAAUGGGACAAACUGUGAAAACGAUAUCGAUGACUGCCAAGCAGAACCUUGUCAAAACAAUGGAACCUGUACAGACCUGGUCAACGACUACCAAUGUGUUUGUAUUGCAGGAUUCAAUGGAACAAAUUGUGAAAACAAUAUUGAUGACUGCUCACCGGAUCCCUGUCAAAACAACGGAACCUGUACAGACCUGGUUAACGACUACCACUGCGAUUGUGUUCCUGGAUUUAAUGGGACAAACUGUGAAAACGAUAUUGACGAGUGUUCCCAAGGUCCCUGUCAAAACAACGGAUCUUGUACAGACCUGGUCAACGACUACUAUUGCGAUUGUGUUCCUGGAUUCAACGGAACAAAUUGUGAAAACAUGAUCAAUGAGUGCUUGCCAGGUAUUUGUCUAAACAACGGGACUUGUACAGACCUUGUGAAUGACUACCAGUGCGACUGCGUUUCUGGAUUUAAUGGAACAAAUUGUGAAAAUAAUAUUGAUGACUGCUCACCGGAUCCCUGUCAAAACAACGGAACCUGUACAGACCUGGUUAACGACUACCACUGCGAUUGUGUUCCUGGAUUUAAUGGGACAAACUGUGAAAACGAUAUCGAUGACUGCCAAGCAGAACCUUGUCAAAACAAUGGAACCUGUACAGACCUGGUCAACGACUACCAAUGUGUUUGUAUUGCAGGAUUCAAUGGAACAAAUUGUGAAAACAAUAUUGACGAGUGUUCCCAAGGUCCCUGUCAAAACAACGGAUCUUGUACAGACCUGGUCAACGACUACUAUUGCGAUUGUGUUCCUGGAUUCAACGGAACAAAUUGUGAAAACAAUAUUGAUGACUGCUCACCGGAUCCCUGUCAAAACAACGGAACCUGUACAGACCUGGUCAACGACUACCACUGCGAUUGUGUUCCUGGAUUUAAUGGGACAAACUGUGAAAACGUGAUCAAUGAGUGCUUGCCAGGUAUUUGUCUAAACAACGGGACUUGUACAGACCUUGUGAAUGACUACCAGUGCGACUGCGUUUCUGGAUUUAAUGGAACAAAUUGUGAAAAUAAUAUUGAUGACUGCUCACCGGAUCCCUGUCAAAACAACGGAACCUGUACAGACCUGGUCAACGACUACCACUGCGAUUGUGUUCCUGGAUUUAAUGGGACAAACUGUGAAAACGAUAUCGAUGACUGCCAAGCAGAACCUUGUCAAAACAAUGGAACCUGUACAGACCUGGUCAACGACUACCAAUGUGUUUGUAUUGCAGGAUUCAAUGGAACAAAUUGUGAAAACAAUAUUGACGAGUGCUCCCAAGGUCCCUGUCAAAACAACGGAUCUUGUACAGACCUGGUCAACGACUACUAUUGCGAUUGUGUUCCUGGAUUCAACGGAACAAAUUGUGAAAACAAUAUUGAUGACUGCUCACCGGAUCCCUGUCAAAACAACGGAACCUGUACAGACCUGGUCAACGACUACCACUGCGAUUGUGUUCCUGGAUUUAAUGGGACAAACUGUGAAAACGUGAUCAAUGAGUGCUUGCCAGGUAUUUGUCUAAACAACGGGACUUGUACAGACCUUGUGAAUGACUACCAGUGCGACUGCGUUUCUGGAUUUAAUGGAACAAAUUGUGAAAAUAAUAUUGAUGACUGCUCACCGGAUCCCUGUCAAAACAACGGAACCUGUACAGACCUGGUCAACGACUACCACUGCGAUUGUGUUCCUGGAUUUAAUGGGACAAACUGUGAAAACGAUAUCGAUGACUGCCAAGCAGAACCUUGUCAAAACAAUGGAACCUGUACAGACCUGGUCAACGACUACCAAUGUGUUUGUAUUGCAGGAUUCAAUGGAACAAAUUGUGAAAACAAUAUUGAUGACUGCUCACCGGAUCCCUGUCAAAACAACGGAACCUGUACAGACCUGGUCAACGACUACCACUGCGAUUGUAUUCCUGGAUUUAAUGGGACAAACUGUGAAAACGAUAUUGAUGACUGCUCACCGGAUCCCUGUCAAAACAACGGAACCUGUACAGACCUGGUCAACGACUACCACUGCGAUUGUGUUCCUGGAUUUAAUGGGACAAACUGUGAAAACGUGAUCAAUGAGUGCUUGCCAGGUAUUUGUCUAAACAACGGGACUUGUACAGACCUUGUGAAUGACUACCAGUGCGACUGCGUUUCUGGAUUUAAUGGAACAAAUUGUGAAAAUAAUAUUGAUGACUGCUCACCGGAUCCCUGUCAAAACAACGGAACCUGUACAGACCUGGUCAACGACUACCACUGCGAUUGUGUUCCUGGAUUUAAUGGGACAAACUGUGAAAACGAUAUCGAUGACUGCCAAGCAGAACCUUGUCAAAACAAUGGAACCUGUACAGACCUGGUCAACGACUACCAAUGUGUUUGUAUUGCAGGAUUCAAUGGAACAAAUUGUGAAAACAAUAUUGACGAGUGUUCCCAAGGUCCCUGUCAAAACAACGGAUCUUGUACAGACCUGGUCAACGACUACUAUUGCGAUUGUGUUCCUGGAUUCAACGGAACAAAUUGUGAAAACAAUAUUGAUGACUGCUCACCGGAUCCCUGUCAAAACAACGGAACCUGUACAGACCUGGUCAACGACUACCACUGCGAUUGUGUUCCUGGAUUUAAUGGGACAAACUGUGAAAACGUGAUCAAUGAGUGCUUGCCAGGUAUUUGUCUAAACAACGGGACUUGUACAGACCUUGUGAAUGACUACCAGUGCGACUGCGUUUCUGGAUUUAAUGGAACAAAUUGUGAAAAUAAUAUUGAUGACUGCUCACCGGAUCCCUGUCAAAACAACGGAACCUGUACAGACCUGGUCAACGACUACCACUGCGAUUGUGUUCCUGGAUUUAAUGGGACAAACUGUGAAAACGAUAUCGAUGACUGCCAAGCAGAACCUUGUCAAAACAAUGGAACCUGUACAGACCUGGUCAACGACUACCAAUGUGUUUGUAUUGCAGGAUUCAAUGGAACAAAUUGUGAAAACAAUAUUGACGAGUGUUCCCAAGGUCCCUGUCAAAACAACGGAUCUUGUACAGACCUGGUCAACGACUACUAUUGCGAUUGUGUUCCUGGAUUCAACGGAACAAAUUGUGAAAACAAUAUUGAUGACUGCUCACCGGAUCCCUGUCAAAACAACGGAACCUGUACAGACCUGGUCAACGACUACCACUGCGAUUGUGUUCCUGGAUUUAAUGGGACAAACUGUGAAAACGUGAUCAAUGAGUGCUUGCCAGGUAUUUGUCUAAACAACGGGACUUGUACAGACCUUGUGAAUGACUACCAGUGCGACUGCGUUUCUGGAUUUAAUGGAACAAAUUGUGAAAAUAAUAUUGAUGACUGCUCACCGGAUCCCUGUCAAAACAACGGAACCUGUACAGACCUGGUCAACGACUACCACUGCGAUUGUGUUCCUGGAUUUAAUGGGACAAACUGUGAAAACGAUAUCGAUGACUGCCAAGCAGAACCUUGUCAAAACAAUGGAACCUGUACAGACCUGGUCAACGACUACCAAUGUGUUUGUAUUGCAGGAUUCAAUGGAACAAAUUGUGAAAACAAUAUUGACGAGUGUUCCCAAGGUCCCUGUCAAAACAACGGAUCUUGUACAGACCUGGUCAACGACUACUAUUGCGAUUGUGUUCCUGGAUUCAACGGAACAAAUUGUGAAAACAAUAUUGAUGACUGCUCACCGGAUCCCUGUCAAAACAACGGAACCUGUACAGACCUGGUCAACGACUACCACUGCGAUUGUGUUCCUGGAUUUAAUGGGACAAACUGUGAAAACGUGAUCAAUGAGUGCUUGCCAGGUAUUUGUCUAAACAACGGGACUUGUACAGACCUUGUGAAUGACUACCAGUGCGACUGCGUUUCUGGAUUUAAUGGAACAAAUUGUGAAAAUAAUAUUGAUGACUGCUCACCGGAUCCCUGUCAAAACAACGGAACCUGUACAGACCUGGUCAACGACUACCACUGCGAUUGUGUUCCUGGAUUUAAUGGGACAAACUGUGAAAACGAUAUCGAUGACUGCCAAGCAGAACCUUGUCAAAACAAUGGAACCUGUACAGACCUGGUCAACGACUACCAAUGUGUUUGUAUUGCAGGAUUCAAUGGAACAAAUUGUGAAAACAAUAUUGACGAGUGUUCCCAAGGUCCCUGUCAAAACAACGGAUCUUGUACAGACCUGGUCAACGACUACUAUUGCGAUUGUGUUCCUGGAUUCAACGGAACAAAUUGUGAAAACAAUAUUGAUGACUGCUCCCAAGAUCCCUGUCAAAACAACGGAACCUGUAUAGACCAGGUCAACCACUUCCAAUGCGCUUGUGUUCCAGGAUACAAUGGAACAACGUGUGAAAACACAAUAGAAACAGAAAUAUCAACAACCACAACUGUUGAGCCAGCAAAAGUAGAACCACAAAUAAAUGAGCCACUUGCCUUUGGAGCAGAAGCUAGUGAUUCUGUUUUGACCGGUGAUGAUGUCACCUCUCCAGCAUUAACAUCGCCAACAUUGCUUCAGUUCGGAAAUGGUUUAUUAGAUGGGUUUGAUGAAGUAUACAUUGGAACCAACGGUAUCAUUGGAUUGGGAGACAGAUAUAAUAGUUUUUCAAUUGAAGAUAUGGAUUCGAUAAAUUUGAUGGAGCGUAAAAUUAUCUGUCCAUACUGGAUCGACCUAAUGACUCAUGGAAGUGAAUCAGCAGUAUACUACAAUGUUUACAAAAGUGAAAACAAAAAUGAUGCAGGGAUUUUGAGCAAAGUUGACAAAAUAAUCCAUGACACAUUUAAGGAUUUUAAAACGUUUCGUUCGUCGAUUGUCUUCAAGGCAACUUGGAGCAAUAUGGCAUUUUACAUUGACAAUUCAAAGAGAGUUUCAUUCCAAAUACUUAUUGUUUCGGAUGGCCAAAAUUUAUUUAGCGUAACAAACUAUAUAAACAUCAAUAUUCAAGUUCUACAAGGAAGUCACGUCUCAAUUGGCCACAGAUACAGAGCGUUCAGGGGCAAAAAUACAUAUUCGUGGAAAAAUGCUGCAUUUAGAAUGUCAUCUGUUCCCGGAAAUACUGGAUAUAACGGAUUCUGGGUUCAGAAAUUGACAGAUGAUAACAUUAAGAUUAAUCCACUCGAGAAAGAGUGCUACAGCUGGUAUUCAAGACAAACCUUGUCUAGAAGACCAAAUGCAUGGUGGUUAACAUGUCCAUGUACUGGUACAGCCAUGAGAUUUUUCGGGUUCCAGUUUGCUUUUUAUCGGACUGAGCCAGGCAUGGCAUGCUAUGUUUCGCUUACAUUCGGAACCACCUUGGAGUGUUGUUAUUCAGUGUUCGGAUUCUUCUCAUUAGGCCCAUUAAUAAGGCGAAUUCCUGAUGCGGGUUCUACCCUUUCGGCAAAUCCGUUUUUCCAACCUGUAGACUAUUAUAUAGAGAACCAGAGACCAAAAGAGGCCUGCUGUGCAUCUGGACACUGCGAUUGGUAUUACACCUAUAGACCUAGGCCCUUUUUCUGUUCAAGGUUUAUCCCAGUGAGAACAGCCUGGUUCUGGGGAGAUCCGCAUAUCAACACUUUAGACGGUGGACAAUACACUUUUAAUGGUUACGGUGAAUACACAAUGAUGAAAAUAGACCACAAUGGCACACAGUUUGAACUCCAAGCCCGAACAGAUUUAGCAACUACUGCCAAUGGCACAACAAUAAACGCGACAAUAUUCAGUGCUUUCGUAGCCAAGGAUCAUACAGGUUCAAUCGUUCAAGUGGAAAUGUCAAGAAACAGAGAUAAGAUGUACGUGCGUGCAAAUGGUAGAGAUGUAACAACAGAAAUAGACAGUAAUCCUGAUUUUGUGUUAAGAACAAUCAACAUGACAUUGUCCAAAGAUAAUGGAACAGUGGUGGCAUCCUUUGUUCAAAGCGCAAUUACCAUCAAAAUUAGUUUGGGCGUCCGAUUUCUUACAUCGGAAACGAUGGUAGAUGAAAGAUAUCAUGGCAAAGUGGUAGGAUUGAUGGGAAAUUUCGAUGGAAACUCCACCAAUGAUUUUGUUCUUCCUAAUAACACUAUACUGUAUGGUAGUACAGUAAAUUCCGAACGAAAAAUAUACGAAAAUUUUGGACAACUUUGGUCGAUUAACAGCAACACAUCGUACUUUCAUUAUGAUACUGGGCUGUCUCAUGCUAAUUACACGCACCCAGAAUUCGUGCCAUUCUACAUCGACGAACAACCACAGGACAAAGUAAACAGAUCCAGAGAAGUAUGUGGUGGUGCCAGUGCCUCACAGGCCUGUAUAUUUGAUUACCUUGCUACAGGUGACGAAUCCUUGGCCAAAUCUUCAGGGGAUGAUGCAGAGACUUCUGCACGUGAUACAGCAACUUUAGAAAAUGAGUCUCCGCAGAUCAGUGGUGACUCGCAGAUCAAUGCACAAGUUAACCGAUCUGUGGAACUUAAAUUCAAUGCUACCGAUGAUGGGACGUUCGUAUACAGGAUAAUUCAGCAACCUCCUGGAUUCUCCUUUAAUAAUAAUAGUGGUAUAGCUAGAUGGACACCCCAAGAUGACAGUGUUACAAACAUAAGCAUUACUGUUGUGGAUGAUAAAGGAGAAGAGGCGGCUCCCAUAGACGUGGCUAUUGUCCUCUGUUCUGGUUGUAAUGACCACGGGACAUGUGAUUACAACACCACACGGACGUCUACCAGUGAUAUGUUUAAAUACGCGGCCUGCAACUGUACCAUUGGAUAUUCAGGACAGGACUGUGAGAACGAUACCGAUGGCUGUGCUGCAACUCCAUGUGCCUUAGGUAGAACCUGUGUAGAUAUAAAGGCUGAAGAUGAAGCAGUAUUAGGGCGAGGAUACAAUUGUUCCGAUUGUCCACCGGGGUAUAAAAUAGUAGAUGAAAAAUGUGAAGAUAUAAAUGAAUGUAAUAGUACAACAUCCAAUACCUGCGACGAUGCGACGGAAUACUGUGUUAAUAGUGAAGGCAGCUUUGAAUGCAACUGUAAUCGUGGAUUUAGGAAAGUUGGAAGUAUAUGUCAAGAUAUCGAUGAAUGUACGGAGAGUACCUCUGGGUGUGAACAGCUCUGUACUAACAGUGCAGGGUCUUUUGAAUGCUCUUGUAUCAGCGGAUAUAUACUAAACAGUGACAACAAAACAUGCACAGGAACAAGUAACUGUCCUGGAUUAAAUUGUGAAUACGCAUGUAAUAACGAUUCCGACGCAAGGCCUGUAUGCAUAUGCAAGAAUGGAUAUGAAUUGAAGGAUAGCGAAAAUUGUACAGAUAUUGAUGAGUGCAAGAUGGGAGGAGUCUGUUCACAGGAUUGUGAAAACCUUAAUGGUUCCUACAUAUGCUCUUGUUAUGCUGGUUAUUCAUUAAACGACGAUAGAACGACUUGUUCAGCAUGUGAGCCUCCAAACUAUGGCGUGAAUUGCCAAAGCAUAUGCAGCUGUGGUCAAGGUAUGGAGAGGUGUGAUCCAGUCACGGGAUGCGUGUGUAAGUCUGGUUGGACUGGAAGUAAUUGUGAUACGGACAUCAAUGAAUGUACCACAAACCCAACUAUUUGCGGAAGUGAUAAAAUAUGCCAAAAUCUGGAUGGAUCACAUGCUUGUAACUGUAGAAAUGGCUAUGAAAAAGAUUCCAACGACAACUGUAUUGAUAUAAAUGAAUGUGGAAUAGUCACGUCGAAUAAUUGUUCAACUUCAACUUCUAUCUGUAAAAAUAAAGAUGGGGGAUACGUUUGCGAGUGCAAAUCUGGAUUCACACAGAAAAACUUGUAUGAAUGUGAAGAUUUUAACGAGUGUACAGCCGGAAUAGAUGGUUGCAGCCAGACAUGUUUAAACGUGGACGGAGGCUACAAUUGCGAAUGUGAAUUCGGGUAUACGUUAGGAGACGAUAGGAAAACGUGCAUUAAAGUACAAGACAUAUGUUCAUUGUUUCCUCAACUUAACUGUACCUAUGGAUGUAAAGCAAACGGAACCCGGGGAUCGUGCUUUUGUCCCGCUGGCUUUUUGCUGAAUGCACAGAAUCACAGAUCUUGCAUCGAUAUCGAUGAAUGCAAUGACGCCAGUUUAAAUCAAUGUACUUUUCCAAACCUGUGCGUGAAUGUAGAUGGGACAUAUAACUGCUCAUGUCCUGAUUAUCAUGUUCUUGAAAACGAUGGACGAACUUGUAAAGAGUGUGACGGGUUUUCGUUUGGAAAGACAUGCGAGAAUGUCUGCAAUUGUGGAAUUGGAUCCUCUAGAUGUGACAAAGAGAAGGGUUGUGUCUGUUUAUCGGGCUGGACAGGAGUAGAAUGUGAUCUCGAUAUUGAUGAGUGUGCAGCUUCUACAAACCCAUGUACUUCUAAUCACCAAGUUUGCCAAAACUCCCCUGGGUCUUAUAAAUGCAUUUGCGAAACGGGAUUCAUGAACGAAUCAGGACUGUGUAAAGAUAUCAAUGAAUGCGAAAAUUCACCAUGCAGCCAAAUUUGUACGAACACUGAAGGGAGUUAUUCGUGUAGUUGUAACAACGGAUUCCGUAUGUCUGCAAACUCAGAAUGUAUGGACUAUGACGAGUGUCUGGCACCAGUCAGCCCCUGUGAUCAACAAUGUACCAACACUAUAGGAAGUUACAAAUGCUCCUGCAACGACGGAUUCAUUCUCAAUUCUACUUCUAGAACAACUUGCUAUGCAAAAACUGAGUGCACGAACACAGCGCUCAACUGUUCGCAAAAAUGCGGAGUUAAACCAGGGGGAGUAGAAUACUGUUUUUGCAACGUUGGAUAUUCUUUAAAUGCAAACCAAAUGUCAUGUGAUGAUAUCGACGAUUGCCAACCUAACCCAUGUUCUGAAAACUGCAAUCAAAAUGCACCUGGACAGGGAUAUAAUUGCUCUUGUGCUCCAGGAAAGAAGCUAGACAUUGAUCAGAGAUCUUGUAUAGACUGUGAAAACGGAAGAUAUGGAGACAAAUGUAGCUUAAACUGCGCAUGCAACGUCGAAAACACAAUUGUGUGUGAUAAAGUAUCAGGAAACUGCACCUGUAAACCUGGUUGGGAAGGAAUGUACUGUACAGAGGAUAUUGACGAAUGUAAAAAUACGUCUAUUUGUCCUGAAAAUUCGGUGUGUCAAAACACAAAUGGUUCGUUUUCUUGUGUUUGUGAUUCAGGGUAUUCUCAAGCUGCUGGAAAAUGUGUUGAGUGUGCUUUGAAUACCUAUGGUCAAAAUUGUGCAAGUCAGUGUUUGUGUGAUUUCUCAAACACACAGUUAUGUGACAAGAAAAAUGGAACUUGCUAUUGUAAAGAGGGAUGGCAAGGUGCUAGCUGUACAGAAGACGUUCUCGAGUGUGCUAACACGACCAUCUGUGGUUCAAACGCUCGGUGCUCGGAGACCAACGGAUCUUACAUAUGUAAUUGCGAUGUUGGAUAUAAAAAGGAUGCAUUUGGGUCUUGUGUCGAUGUUGAUGAAUGUUCACUUGGAUCUGAUACUUGCCACGAAAAUGCCGAUUGUGCUAAUACUGUAGGAAAUUUUACGUGUUCUUGUAAAACUGGAUUUAGUGGGGAUGGUUAUUCUUGCACAGCAUGUGAUAGUACACAUUAUGGUGUUGGCUGUUCCUCUCCGUGCACGUGUAUUGAGGAUAAUACAGUGGACUGUAAUGACGUCACUGGACAGUGUAAUUGUAAGAAAACAUGGAAUGGAACAAACUGUGAUGUAGAUGUCAAUGAAUGUGAUCUAGGGACAAAUGACUGCAACUCCACCAUCGAGAUCUGUGUUAACCGCGAUGACGGGUGGAAUUGUUCUUGUCUACAUGGAUCAACAAAUGGAGUUUGUAAUGAAAUGACAACAUCAACGAUGACAGAGAGUACAUACGAAAGUGCCCAGACAACAGUCCAAAGCACGGUCGAAUCAUCAAAGAGUACUGAAGCUAGUCCAACAACAACAGGACGAAGUGAAAGCACUACAAAAGAAAUGACCACAUCAACGAUCACAGAGAGUACAUACGAAAGUGCCCAGACAACAGUCCCAAGCACGGUUGAAUCGUCACAGAGUACUGAAGCUAGUCCAACAACCACAGGAGGAAGUGAAAGCACUACAAAAGACAUUACAACAACAACAAUGACAGAGAGUACAUACGAGAGUACCCAGACAACAGUCCAAAGCACGGUCGCAUCAUCACAAAGUACUGAACCUAGUCCAACCACCACAGGAGGAAGUGAGAGCACUACUAAAGAGAAAGUAACCGCAUACGUCCCUCAAACUUCUGAGGUUAAACUUGGAGUAGUUGUGACCUUCAGAAAGAACAUAUCACUUACUAAUUAUGACCAAGUAGUGAAAACCAUGGAAUCAUCGCUAACGAAUUUCUACAAAAACAGGAUUACUGGAUUCAUCAAAGUACUCAUCCUUGUGAUAAGGAGAGGAAGUACAAUUGUUGAACACGAAGUUAUCGCGAACAAAACAGAAAAGGCAAACCAGGAUCUUGUGACAUCCAUGUUUAUUUUGUCUAAAAGCAACAUAAAGUACGAAAAUGAGAACCUAACAACUUCGUCUGUGUUAGUAAAAGAUGACACUGGAAGGAAACUAGUUAUUACCAAUACUUCCUCAAAAUGCGAUGUAUAUGUAAUCAGCAAUCCAUGCGGGGAAAAUGAAAAAUGUGUAGAAGACGAAAAAAUAGCUUAUUGUCGCACAGAAACAAGAGAUUCGAAUGACAACUUUCAAUUGAUUCUGGGACUGGGAGUCGGAAUAACGCUAUUGACCAUUGCAAUUUUCAUUGGAAUCAUCAUUUUUUGCUACUUUCGAAGAAGGCGACACCUCAAAGAUACAUCGUUAUCGUCUUCUGAUGUUAAUUUUGAGAAUACGUUUGACGAACAAGGAAUGUAUUUUGUUUCGAGAAUGCCGACUAAGAUCGACAGCUGGGGUCGGUAUGGGUCUCCAUAUUCACCGCAUCAUAUUUGGUCAGAAGAACCCGAAGGCGGCAGAGCAAGAGAUGGAUUUGAUGACUUUAAUAUUACAAGAGAACCUAACAGUUAUGACAAUGCUGAACAGUCAAGAUUUUCAUGGGAUUUCAUGUGUCAAGCUUUACAACCAAACGAAAAGUUUAAAAUAAAACGCCCGGAAUUUAGCACAAAGCCACUGAAUCCCGAGUGAUAAUGCUGAAAAUAGGAAUUUUCAACCUUUCCUUAGAAACUGCAGCAUGAACUCAUUUGCUCAAUCAUUAUUUUUCUGUUUUUAUGUCUUAAAACCAUUUAAAUACUUAUCAUAAAAACAACUGGGACAGAAAAAUGUAUUUUUGAAUAAUUAUUAUAGUGUAAUGGAAAACAUGACUUAUUAGUAUAUAAGUAGAUAUGAAUGGAAUAUGUUUACUAAAACUUUUGAAUAUAUAACCCACUUUUAUACAUAAAGUUUGAUUAGAAAAGCAAAUAAACAUGUAAGUAGGUAUUUAUAUUUUUUUUAUCAUGUAGUUAGACAUGUGACAUCCCAGGUGCUUUUAAAAAAGAGGGUUUUUUUUCAAGAGAUGCUUAUAAUAAUUGUAUAUUUGCAUAUUUGAUGAUCUUGUGUCUGUGAUGCUAUUAUAUAUUUACUUUUUAAUACUUUACUUGUUAUUAUAUAGUUAUCAUAUAUACAUAUUAAAACCAUUUGUAUUUCGAUUUUUAAUAAAAAUAUUA